Coccomyxa subellipsoidea C-169 is the source of this 1075-nucleotide messenger RNA. Its product is annotated as acetyl-CoA biotin carboxyl carrier. The coding region runs from base 51 to 791 and encodes 246 amino acids. Gene Ontology annotation, molecular function: acetyl-CoA carboxylase activity. Lineage: Eukaryota; Viridiplantae; Chlorophyta; Trebouxiophyceae; Coccomyxaceae. The transcript has 7 exons. The record is from RefSeq and is a predicted model, not a curated record. Gene Ontology annotation, cellular component: acetyl-CoA carboxylase complex. Gene Ontology annotation, biological process: fatty acid biosynthetic process.
GGAAGUGGGGCAGAUCUUCCCUUUGCUAAUCAUAUCGAACGAUCGUCAGCAUGCAGGCGGGACUCGCACGCUCCAAGGCGGGAAUACCCUGCCCUAGCCAGCAGGCAGCAAUUCAGCCGAGGCCGCAACAUGGCUCGAGACUUCGAAGUCCCGCUGAUGCCGGUGGCAAGGCUCUCCUGCGAGUGGUUCCCAAGGCUGCGAAAGUUGAGGAUGUCGGCCUCGAUUCCAGCCUCAGCAAUGGGGCAUCUGGAGCAUCCAACCCCCUUGCUUUUGACGAGCUGACUGAUAUCAUUCGGAUGGUUCACGACACAGACAUUGUAGAGCUGGAACUUAGGAGCAAGCGGUUCUCUUUGGCAGUGCGCAAGAAGGAGGCCAUCGAAGUUCCAGAGCCAACAGUCGUCUACCAGCAAGCGCCCCAGCAGCAGGGGCCGCAGUACGCACCACAGGCUUCGUAUGCAGCGCCACCUCCCAUGGGUGGGCCCCCGGCACCGGCAGCAGGCCCCACCCCGGCUGCGCCCUCAUCCAACGGCCCGGCACCCCCAGCGGUCGUCGACGGCGUCGAGGUGGCGUCCCCGAUGGCUGGCACUGUGUACCGGUCGCCUGCGCCCGGCGAGCCGCCGUUCGUGAAGGAGGGUGACAAAGUGACCAAGGGGCAGACCAUCUGCAUCAUUGAGGCCAUGAAGCUGAUGAACGAGAUCGAGGCUGAGACCACGGGAACUUUGGUGAAAUUCCUUGCUGACCAAGGAGCUUCUGUCGUGCCUGGUCAGGCCAUUGCUCUGAUCAAGCCUUAAAGCAGGCGACAGGGGAUUUUGAGCAUGCUGUCCACCGCUGUCACGGACUCCUACAUUGAAAUGCAAUGGGCUGUGGGACUGAUUUGUUGAAAUGCCUUCUCUGCUGUACAUUAGCGUGCUCGUAUGCACUCCAUUGGUUUUGCCGCUGAAGUGUAUUUGUGUUGAGCAAACAUGUGGCCGUAUCGAUGUUAGGUGAAAGUCUGAAAUUUACAGCUGGAGGGUAUCUGCUUUCUGACAUAAGUAAGGCUGCCAGCAGAGGUCUAUCUGUAAGGUAGAGCCUUCCA